Messenger RNA from Triticum turgidum subsp. durum (durum wheat), 987 nucleotides. The record is from the annotation of a GenBank genome assembly. Lineage: Eukaryota; Viridiplantae; Streptophyta; Magnoliopsida; Poales; Poaceae.
AUGGCAGCAGCACCAUCAUAUGCCCGCAUUCCCAUCAUCAUCAUCGUCCUACUUCUAGCACUCUCGGCCACAUCUGCUUCUUCAUUCUCUCCGAGUCCGGCCAACGGCAGCGACACAGACCUUGGGGCGUUGCUGGCUUUCAAAGCCCUGCUCGCCGACCCUCAUGAUGUCCUUGCCGGCAACUGGACCGGCACGUCUUUCUGCCACUGGAUCGGCGUCUCGUGCAGCCGCCGCCGGCAGCGCGUCACUGCUCUAUCGUUGUUGGACACACCUCUUGCUGGACCUAUUGCUCCCCACCUUGGUAAUCGCUCUUUCCUUUCCACCCUUAAUCUCACCGGCACCAACCUUACGGGCUCCAUCCCUCCGGAGCUUGGCAGGCUACGCCAUCUUCGAUAUCUUUCUCUUCGAGAAAAUAGCCUGUCGGAUGCCAUUCCUAUUGCCCUAGGGAACCUCACAAGGCUCGAGGUCCUUAGUCUGAGUUUUAACCAACUAUCGGGUCAGAUCCCCCAUAAGGUGUUUGUUCGUUUGAAGAAACUUGAGAGGAUUUCUUUGACUCAAAAUGACUUGAACGGCCAAAUACCCCCGUAUUUAUUCAAUAGCACGCCUUCCUUAAAGUACAGAUACUUUGGUAGCAACGGACUCUCGGGAAUGAUCCCUCCUGAGAUGCUACUACGUUCAAACAGCCUUAGAGAAAUUGACCUGGGUGGAAAUGGUUUGAGUGGCCAAAUACCACCCCAUCUAUUCAAUAACACGCCUUCCUUAAGGGCCAUCUACUUUAACGACAACAGCCUCUCGAGCCAGAUUCCUGCUGAGAUGUUGUUGCAUGUGCACAAACUGGAUAGCAUUGGCCUGAGUAAUACUUACUUGAGUGGACAAAUACCACCCUAUUUGUGCAAUAGCACCCCGUUCUUGAUGUUCAUCAACUCAGCAACCAAUAACUUAUCAGGUCCCAUACCACACGGCAUUGCCUCCCUAUCCAAACUUUAA